AGAAGAACCCACACGUACACGUGAACCUCUCUCUCUCUCUCUCUCUCUCUCUCUCUCUCUCUCUGGGGUUGGUGGGAGUUGCAUCCAUUUCAUUCCAUUACCAUAAAAUAUAAAUCAUCAUAAUCAAACAUUGAGCCAAAGCAUCAAUAUUCAGCCACACAGAACAAGCCAACCAACACCAAUAUUAUGAAAGUUCAGAUCUCAGAAACCAUCUGCGUCUUCCCCGCCGCUACUCCCUCCCACCACCACCGCCUCCUCCCUCUCUCUCACCUCGACAACGACCGCAACCUCCACAUCCCCUUCCGUUACCUCCGCGCAUACGUUAGCGCCGGCCCUAACCCCAACCCCGACGACCCCGUCCAAGUCAUCUCCGCUGCUCUCUCCCAGGUUCUCGUGCACUACUACCCAUUCACCGGCUCCCUCCGCCGCCGCCCCGACGACAACCGCCUCGAACUACUCUGCGCCGGGGGCAGAGGAGUACCCCUAAUUCGCGCCACCGCGGACUUCACGCUCGAGUCCGUGAACUACCUCGACAACCCGGCUGCCCCGUUCGUUGAGCGCUUGGUGCCCGACCCGAACCCGGAAGAGGAACUUGCCAACCCGUUCGUGUUGCAAGUAACGGUCUUCGCGUGCGGCGGGUAUUGCCUGGGUGCGUCAAUUUAUCAUUCCUUGUGCGAUGGACUUGGCGCGACUCAGUUUUUCAGUGCCAUGGGCGAGCUCGCCCGAGGGGCGACCCGGCCGUCGGUGGAGCCGGUUUGGGAACGGGCGGCUCUUUUGGGUCCGAGGGACCCGCCCCGCGUGGAGAUACCGUUGCACGAGUUUCUGAGUUUGGACAAGAACUGGUCUCCGUACGGUCAGAGGAGCGGUCCGGUUAGCAGGGAGUGCUUUAGCGUGAGCGACGAGGGCUUGGACCGGUUCAAGACAAUGCUGCUGGAGCAAUCGGGGUUGAAAUUUACAGCAUUUGAAGCUCUGGGAGCUUUCAUUUGGCGAGCCAAGGUUAAAGCUUCAGGAGUUGUAGGCAGAGAAAAUGUGAAGUUUGCAUAUUCAAUUAAUAUAAGAAAGCUACUAAAACCGACACUACCUAUCGGCUACUGGGGCAAUGGUUGCAUCCCCAUGUACGUCCAACUUAGUGCUAAGGAGCUGGUGGAGCAACCCAUUUGGGAAACUGCCCAUUUGAUCAAGAAAAGCAAAUCAAAUGUCAACGAUGAAUCUGUGCGCUCCUAUAUAGACUUUCAAGAGCUCAAUUAUGGAGAAGGAAUCACGCCGGGGAAAAUGGUGACCGCGUUCACUGAUUGGAGGCACUUGGGUCAUUCCACGGUAGAUUUUGGGUGGAGAGGGCCCGUCGCCGUUUUGCCAAUCUCAGGGAACCUUCUUGGGAGUGUUGAGCCUUGCUUUUUCUUGCCACAUUCCUCUUCAAUUCUAGGGAAGAAGAACGGGUUCAAGGUUUUGGUACUUCUGUCAGAGAGCGCCAUGCCUACUUUCAGGGAAGAAAUGGAGUUGUUCUCUAGCAACAAAUUUGAAUUACAUUGACACAAUGAAGUUAGGUUUGGUUAUAUUUGUAUUUUUUUUUUUUUUUGGGUCAAAAUAAACCAAUCUUUUUUGAUCUCAUAUCACUUUCAUGACUCGCUCCUAAUUUGAAAAUUUUAAGAUUGCAUGAAUGUUUCAUGCCUUAAGGGACAUUGUAUUUGUAUUGUAUCACAUUGUUAUUGCUAUAUAGUUUUGAUUAUUGUUGCAGUUACAAAA
Molecule: messenger RNA, 1743 nt
Organism: Malania oleifera
Lineage: Eukaryota; Viridiplantae; Streptophyta; Magnoliopsida; Santalales; Ximeniaceae
Product: spermidine coumaroyl-CoA acyltransferase-like
Exons: 2
Coding region: 187-1530 (447 amino acids)
Source: RefSeq, a predicted model, not a curated record